Bombina bombina (fire-bellied toad) is the source of this 1098-nucleotide messenger RNA. Its product is annotated as 60S ribosomal protein L5-A. The transcript has 8 exons. Bases 138 to 1034 code for a protein of 298 amino acids. The record is from RefSeq and is a predicted model, not a curated record. Gene Ontology annotation, molecular function: structural constituent of ribosome; 5S rRNA binding. Gene Ontology annotation, cellular component: ribosome; cytosolic large ribosomal subunit. Gene Ontology annotation, biological process: translation; ribosomal large subunit assembly. Lineage: Eukaryota; Metazoa; Chordata; Amphibia; Anura; Bombinatoridae.
CUCUUUUCGCAUCUCGACCGACCGCAGCCUACUUACUGCGCAGGCGCACCACGCACGGCCUUUUCCCAGUCCUCCAGCGCCCUUACGUUGCGCUGUGACUCUCCGGUCCUCACCCCGACGGGACAAAUCGCGGCGAAAUGGGGUUUGUUAAAGUUGUCAAGAACAAGGCUUACUUCAAGAGGUACCAGGUCAAGUUCCGCAGAAGGAGAGAGGGCAAGACUGACUACUAUGCUCGCAAGCGCUUGGUCAUCCAGGACAAGAACAAAUACAAUACACCCAAGUACAGGAUGAUUGUCCGUGUCACUAAUAGAGACAUCAUCUGCCAGAUUGCUUAUGCCAGAAUUGAAGGAGACAUGAUAGUUGGUGCUGCUUAUUCUCAUGAGCUGCCAAAAUACGGAAUCAAAUGUGGGCUCACCAACUAUGCCGCAGCUUACUGUACAGGCCUGCUGCUGGCUCGCAGGCUUCUUAACAAGUUUGGCCUUGACAAAAUCUAUGAAGGCCAAGUGGAAGUGACUGGUGACGAGUACAAUGUGGAGAGCAUUGAUGGUCAACCUGGUGCCUUUUCAUGCUACUUGGAUGCCGGUCUGACCAGAACUACCACAGGAAACAAAGUAUUUGGCGCAUUGAAAGGAGCAGUAGAUGGCGGCCUCUCCAUUCCUCACAGCACCAAGCGUUUCCCUGGCUACGACUGUGAGAGCAAAGAGUUCAACGCUGAAGUCCACCGUAAACACAUUAUGGGUCAGAACGUGUCUGACUACAUGCGCCUUCUAAUAGAGGAAGAUGAGGAUGCGUACAAGAAACAGUUCUCUCAGUACAUCAAGAAUGGCGUCACAGCAGACCAGAUUGAAGAAAUUUACAAAAAGGCCCAUGCUACCAUUCGAGAGAAUCCUGUACAUGAAAAGAAACCCAAGAAAGAAGUUAAAAAGAAGAGGUGGAAUCGUGCCAAAAUGUCUCUGGCACAGAGGAAAGACCGCGUUGCACAGAAAAAAGCAAGUUUCCUCAGAGCUCAGGAGAAAGCUGCUGCUGACAGUUAGACUUAAGCAUCAGGCAAUUUUCUAUGAGAGUCUUGGAAUACUACAAAUAAAUAUAUUGACACAA